Molecule: messenger RNA, 1263 nt
Organism: Neurospora tetrasperma FGSC 2508
Lineage: Eukaryota; Fungi; Ascomycota; Sordariomycetes; Sordariales; Sordariaceae
Exons: 1
Coding region: 1-1263 (420 amino acids)
Biological process (GO): fatty acid metabolic process
Molecular function (GO): oxidoreductase activity, acting on the CH-OH group of donors, NAD or NADP as acceptor; NAD+ binding
Source: RefSeq, a predicted model, not a curated record
AUGGCUCUUCUGUCAGUAGUAACUCGACCGUUUUUGUGUCGACCUUCCAACCUCCAAAAGAAUUGGGACAGCUUUCUCUCUCUUCGCGCAUAUGGUGUCCAUUUCUCCGGCCAGCGGCUCUCAAUCGGAUCUUUCCAAAAACGUGGGCGCGCAACACGCAGCAGUCCAGUGCAAUUCCCCCGACAUGCUACUCAGCUAUUCACCUCCCAGGCCCCCGAACGAGUCGCGCGGUCCAUCACCCAAUGGCACCCACCCACCGACCAAGACAUGUGGGAACAACCCGUCCUGAUCAUGGGCGCAGGCCACAUCGGCCGUCGGGUAGCGCUGGUAUGGGCCUCGGCGCUGCGCCCGGUGACGGUGUACGACAUCUCCAAAAACGCGCUCCGCUCCUCGACCGAGUACAUCACCGACAACCUAGCCAAGUACUGUCUCGAACACGGGACCCAUCCCGGCCCCGUCCACUUCACCAGCGACCUCCGAGAAGCAACCACGGCUGGCAAACGCCACGGUCUAAAGUUGGACUUCAGCGCGGCGCACGACACUGAACCCAAAUCGACACGCAAAAAGGGACCGUGGAUGGUAAUCGAAUGUCUCCCCGAAAACCUCUCCCUCAAGAUCGCCGCCCUCGCCGAGAUCGAGCGCCUUCUCCCGGAAAACUGCAUCAUCGCGUCCAACAGCAGCAGCCUGAUGACUUCCGAAAUGGCGCCGCACCUGCAAAACCCCGGUCAUCUCAUCAACACGCACUACUACAUCCCGCCGCGCAACGUCAUGGUGGAGGUGAUGUCCUCCUCGCACACGUACGAAGGGAUUUUCCCGUUCCUAACACGGGAGAUGAAGAACAUGGGCUUGACGCCCAUGGUGGUGCCGCCCGGCGUGCAGUCGCAAGGGUUCAUUUUCAACCGCAUCUGGGCGGCAUGCAAGCGCGAGACGCUGGCGGUGCUGCAGGAAGGGGUCGGACAGCCGGCUGAGAUUGACGCAUUGUUUCGCGACUUUUUCCAUGCCGAGAAGGGACCCUGUGAGCGCAUGGAUGAGGUUGGGCUGGAUGUGGUGGCCAAUGUUGAGGAGCAUUAUAUCGAGCAACGGUCGGAACUUGCAAGGUCUGGCGAGAAGCCGCUGGAGUGGUUGAAGAAGACGUAUGUUGGGCGUGGUGAUCUGGGUGAGAAGAGCGGCGACGGGCUGUAUACGUGGGAGGAGCGGGAGGCACUGAAGGCGAAGCACAAGCGGGAGAAAUUUCCCGAGGUGGAGGAGGCACUUGGUGCUUGA